Messenger RNA from Schizosaccharomyces osmophilus, 969 nucleotides. It is a transcript of the gene ppa2, whose product is annotated as serine/threonine protein phosphatase PP2A catalytic subunit Ppa2. Gene Ontology annotation, biological process: peptidyl-serine dephosphorylation; mitotic cell cycle. Gene Ontology annotation, molecular function: protein serine/threonine phosphatase activity. Bases 1 to 969 code for a protein of 322 amino acids. Lineage: Eukaryota; Fungi; Ascomycota; Schizosaccharomycetes; Schizosaccharomycetales; Schizosaccharomycetaceae. Gene Ontology annotation, cellular component: cytosol. The transcript is spliced from 4 exons. The record is from RefSeq and is a predicted model, not a curated record.
AUGUCUAUAGAUUCAGACGAUGUCUCGCAAUCAGUAUUCGGAGCUAAUAACGUCUCUUUGAAAGAUGUGGACGGAUGGAUCGAACAAUUGAAAAGGUGUGAACCUCUCAGUGAGUCAGAUGUAGAAGCCCUCUGUGAAAAGGCAAAAGAAGUGUUAUGUCGCGAAAGUAAUGUUCAGCCCGUACAUAACCCUGUUACUGUUUGUGGUGAUAUUCACGGACAAUUUCAUGACUUGAUGGAGUUAUUUAAAAUUGGAGGCGAAGUACCUGAUAUGAACUACCUUUUUAUGGGAGACUAUGUAGAUAGAGGGUACCAUAGUGUUGAAACAGCAAGUCUGCUGGUAGCUAUGAAGUUACGGUUUCCCCACCGAAUUACAAUAUUAAGAGGAAAUCAUGAAUCUCGUCAAAUCACCCAAGUCUAUGGAUUUUAUGAUGAAUGCUUACGUAAAUAUGGUUCCGCGAAUGUAUGGAAGCAUUUUACUAAUCUUUUUGACUAUUUCCCUUUAACCGCAUUAAUUGAAGACCGUAUAUUCUGUCUACACGGUGGUCUUUCUCCUAGCAUCGAUUCAUUGGACCAAAUUCGAUCUUUAGAUCGUGUUCAGGAAGUUCCUCAUGAAGGUCCUAUGUGUGAUCUACUUUGGUCCGACCCUGAUGAUCGUUGUGGUUGGGGUAUCUCUCCCCGUGGUGCAGGUUACACUUUUGGACAAGACAUUUCUGAAUCUUUCAACCAUGCAAACGGCCUAAGUUUGACCGCAAGAGCUCACCAAUUGGUAAUGGAAGGUUACAAUUGGGCUCAUGAUGGCGACGUAGUAACUAUCUUUUCUGCUCCUAAUUACUGUUAUCGUUGUGGUAAUCAAGCUGCGAUUUUGGAGGUUGACGAUAAUAUGAAUCAAGUUUUUUUGCAAUUUGACCCAGCACCGAGAAAAGGCGAACCCGUCAUUGCACGAAGGACUCCAGAUUACUUCCUUUAA